Molecule: messenger RNA, 4243 nt
Organism: Glossina fuscipes
Lineage: Eukaryota; Metazoa; Arthropoda; Insecta; Diptera; Glossinidae
Product: cell division cycle and apoptosis regulator protein 1-like
Exons: 12
Coding region: 71-4159 (1362 amino acids)
Biological process (GO): regulation of DNA-templated transcription
Cellular component (GO): nucleus
Source: RefSeq, a predicted model, not a curated record
UCAAAGAAAAAAUUGUAAAAGCUUUUAAAGAUUUAAAACAGCAAUAAAACUGUAAAAAAAUACAUAGAAAAUGUCGUUUGCUGGACAAUCGAGUGCGCCUUGGCAACGCAAUGUAAUGCAAGGACAUCCUCAGGGUGGUGCCUUCCAUCAGGGUCCGCCGCAAAUGUUUAUGCAAGCGCCGCAACAAAAUAACAUGGCUGCCUUUGGCGGCGGCGGUAUGGCUUCUGGUGGCAAUAUGUUUCCGUCAGGUGGCGGUGGAUCAGUAUCAUAUCCGCAACCCAGAACCGGUUUAAAUCCGGUUGCAUUUCAACAAGGUACAGGUGGUGGAAGUGGUGGUGGCGGCGGGCAAGCACAGCAUUACAACUCCAUUGGCACAGUGACAAAAAUCAAUAAUGAAUGCGGCUUAGUCAAUGAUGAAGUAUUCUUCUAUCGCAACGUUUGCAAGGGCCCAGAACCAAAAUUAGGCGAUCGUGUAAUAUUUGAGGCUACUUAUUCAAAUACUGGGCAAUUUAAAUGGAACGCUACACGCAUACAACUAAUGCAACAUCAACCGCAGCCAUUGAUGGGUUCGGGUAAAGGCUACAAUUCCAUAUCGGCCAAUGAUUACCAACGUGGUGGUCCAUUGGGUAGACAUAAUUCACCGAAACGAGGCAUAUCACCGAUUCGUGGUGGCGCAGAUCGUCAUAGCCGACAUGAAAGGGAACGUCGCGAAAGAGAACGGGAUCGUCCUCGCCGUUCCAGGGAAAGAGAUGAGGAUGAACACGAACGCAAACGUCGUCGCGAAGAACGAAGUCGUGAACGUGUUGGUGCUCGCACCGGUAUUGAAGGUAGAAGCGCCGCAGCUGUUGCGACUGGACGUGGAGAAAGAGAACGUGAACGUCAUGACUCUACUAGGCGUGAACGUGAAGAGAGGGAAAGAGAAAAUGAACGUACACGUGAAAGAGAUCAUCAGCGUUUGGUAACUAAAGGAAGACGUAAUCGCCCUAUUCGUCGCUAUAUGGUGCAGAUACCCAAAUUUCAGUUGGCCUACAAAUCCGCCGAUGUACAGAAAUUGCGUCAGCGCUAUUCAACUUUGUACAUACCGUCAGAUUUUUUCCACGCUAACAUUAAAUGGCCGCAAACAUUUGCCCUUGAUAAUCCUUUUUCAAUGCGGCGUCCAUGCCAAUUUCAUAUAAUGCACAAACUUGUUGAAACGCCGUUUGAGCAAAAAUCGGAACUUUUAGAACCGAGCGAUGCGAACUAUUUAUACUCAGCUAAAGUGAUGUUAUUGUCUUUGCCAACUAUUGCCGAAUUGUAUGAAAAGUGCUUUGAAAAAGAUGAUGAUGAUGUCGAUCAUCACGCUGUGCAUCCAUCUCGUUUAAUCAGCUUUUUAGUUGGUGUUCGAGGUCGCAAUGAGCCAAUGGCAAUUGGGGGACCUUGGAGUCCAUCUCUCGAUGGUGAAAAUCCUGAUAAAGAUCCGGCUGUAUUAAUACGGACAGCUAUACGUACUUGUAAGGCGCUAACUGGCGUUGAUUUAUCCAAUUGCACACAAUGGUAUCGCUUUUUGGAACUUUAUUAUCAUCGCACCGAGUAUAAGAAUAUGGAGAAAGAUGGUCCUCCACGUGUUGAGACAGUUGUUAUUUUUCUGCCCGACGUUCACUCGUGCAUGCCCAGCAUCAGCGAUUGGCAAAAUCUUACACAAACCUAUAAGGCUGCUGUGGAGAAUGCAAUUGCUCGUCGCACCGCUGCCGCUAAUAAAGCCAUUACUGCCGCAACGUCAGAGGAGGAUUCGAAAUCUAUGGCUGCUGGUGAAAAAUCAACGUUGGCUGAAAAGGUUGCUGAGGGUGAUGAUGGUAAUGAAAGUGCAACCAUUUCAGUCGCUAAUCAAGAAGAAGAAAUAACAUCUGCAACAGAAUUUACCAUGGAUGAGGCUGAUUCUAACAAUGACGAGGCUGCUGCUGCUAUCUCCUCGGACACCGGUGCUGCUACGGAGGCGGUUGAAGAAAAUGAAGAGCCAGCUCCCGAACCUACACAUUAUACGUUAUUGGAUUUAAAAAGCAUGAAAGUUCAGGAGAUACGUGACGAGCUAUUGGCGCGUAAUUUAUCAGAUAAGGGUGUGCGGAAUGUUGUAAUGGCCCGUUUGGCUAAAGCAUUAAAUAACGAAAAAGCCGAAGAACUCAAAGCUAAAAAGCAGAGUAAACAAAUAUAUAAAAAUGCGGAAUCUAAAGAUAUUAAACCAAAAAAAGAAAAAGACGACGAAUGUGAGAAUGAUGAUAAAAUGGAAGUCGAUACGACUAACAAUGCCGGCGAAGUAAAAGCGAAGGAAGAAGGUAACAAAACCAAGUCAAAUGAGAAGGAAAAAGUCAAAAAAACGAAAGAGCCAGCAAAAGUUAAAAAGGAGAAAAAUAGCACUAACGGUGAAAAUCAAAAUAAUGAAAAAGAUAACAACGAGGAACAAGAAGAAUGGGCUGACAUGGAUUUUGAAAUGAGCGAUAUUGUCAUACUCGAUGAAUAUGAUGCUAGCAAAAAUCCUGAGGAUGCGUCCCCGAAGGAAAUGGACGAAAAAGAAAAGGCUCAAUUAACUAGACGCUACACUCUACCAAAUAGUCCUCAUAUCAUAGUACAUCCCAAUAAAAAUGCCAAAGGGGGAAAAUUUGAUUGUGCCGUCAUGUCAUUGUCAGUUUUAUUGGAUUAUCAUCCCGAAGAUACGAAGGAAAGAUUCUUUGAGGUUUCUUUGUUUGCCGAACUGUUCAAUGAGAUGUUAAUGCGCGACUUUGGUUUUAAUAUUUAUAAAGAAAUAUAUCUUUUCAAAGAAACUCAUAAUGAAUUGAAUACUGAAAAAUCGCAGGAGGAGAAAAUGGAAACUGAAAUUAAUACGGACGAUAAAGUUAAGGAAGAAAAAAUAAAGGAAUCGAUUAAAGAUGGCGGCGGUGCUGGUGACCAAGUGAAAACAAAUAACGUGACAAGCGGAGGGAAAAACAGCAUUAAAGAAGAGAAAUCUAGUAAAGAUCGUGAGGAAGAUACGCAAUCGAUGAAAUCCGAGUCACGUAAAAGAAAAUUAAGCGUUAGCACAUCAACAAAUGGUAAAGAGAAGGAAUUGCCAAAGGAGGAAAAGAAAGUUGUUGUCGUAAAGCCUCAGUUAUUAUUGUCAUUUAUCUAUUUCGAUACAACUCAUUGCGGUUACAUAUUCGAAACUGAUUUAGAGGAUCUUUUCGCCAUAUUGGGCUUGAAUCUGUCCCGAUCGCAAAUUAAAAAAGUUUUAGGCAAAUUGGCCACACGCCAAGCAAUUUAUUAUCGAAAACUUACCGAUAAAGAGGAAACGUUAGACACAGUACCAACGAUUGAAGAUAAUGACGAUUUACCGGAAGAAGAAUUGCAACGUAUAGCUGCAGGAAAUUGGUUUUAUGAACAUAUAUUUACCCAAUCCGAUCAGUACGUUGAAGAAGAUGAAGAACUCGAACAUGAUAUCGAAGAGGAUAGAGAUGGACUGAUUAAUUAUCAUGGUGCUGUCAUACAUGUGGGUAAAUUGGUCGAUCAAAUUAAACGCACUGAAAAAAAUUACUCGGAUUUAGAGAAACUACACAACGAUUUAUUGAAGCAGCAUAACGAUCUACAGAAGGAUCAUCACAAGUCGAACGGUAAAGUCAAGGACUUGCAAUCGGAAGUUAAAAGUCUUACACGUAAAUUAAAUGAAACAAAUCAAGAUUUAAAUGCAGUAAAUCGCAAAUUCCGUGACCAAAAUGCCACAUUAUCGUAUAUAUAUAAUCGUGUAACACCCUAUUUCGUUAGGGAAAAGGAACAAAAACCAGAAAACUCAAAGGACAAAGAUACUGAUAAGGAUAAGGAUAAAGAAAAAGAUAAUAAGGAUAAAGACAAAGAAAAGUCAAAAGAAAAAGAGAAGGAGAAAGAGAAGGAAAAGGAAAAGGAUAAGGAAACCGAGAACAAUAAAGAAAAGGAUAAGGAAAAAAAUAAAGAGAAAGAAAAAUCGAAAGAUGACAAAGAUAAAGACAAAAUUGUAAAGGAGAAAGAAACUUCAUUUGUUCCCGUUGCGGCGGCCGCGAAAGGCGCGGAGAAAGUCGCGAAGAAAACUGCCGAUGCAAAGACACCAAACGGUUCGAAAAAGGAUAACAUUACCGUCUCUGCUGCGGCCACAGCAACAAAAUCUAAAGAUUCCAAGUAGACUUGACGAAUAUUUGCAUAAAUUUUAUAAAGGAAAUGUUAAACAAAAAAGGGGCAAGCUAUUGCACCAUUCAUAUACAUAUAC